CCUGCUGUCCUUUAUCUAAAGCGCUCGCUUUUUAGUCACGAAUACUCCAUAGACACGAGCCCUUCUUCACCACGCCCCUCACACGCAGCAGGAAGGUGGGGUUUCAGCCAUAAAUACCUCCUCUGCACCCUCAAAUGGACAAAAAAAUAAAAAGACAACUGUUGCAGAUGGAAAUGGCUCGCCAGAGCACACCUUUCGUCAUACUGGAGGCGUUUUCGGACCGUCGCCCGGAUGUCAAAAAUAUACCCGAUUGGAGCGUCUCUGGACUUCGCCUUCCUGCAGAGCGUGAGCGGAGAAGACGCAGACUAGCCGCGAACGCCCGCGAGCGCCGGAGGAUGCUGGGACUGAACGUUGCGUUCGAGCGGCUGCGCAGUGUCAUCCCGCGCCUGCAGAGUGACCGAAGACUCUCCAAAUCCGAGACUCUGCAAAUGGCGCAGAUCUACAUCGGGACUCUGAGCGAGAUGCUACAGGACAGAGCUGAAUCUCCGGAGGUGACCUCAGAAACGGAGAACGGUGACGUUAAAGCAGAGGACGGAGUGGAAAAGGACUCUACAGACUCAGAAGCGUGUUGCGGAGGGGACACAGAGAAUCGGCUGCGGCACGAGCUCAAAGGAACACUGAACUUUUGGGAACGGAGCAACGGCACGAAGUAG
Molecule: messenger RNA, 653 nt
Organism: Tachysurus vachellii
Lineage: Eukaryota; Metazoa; Chordata; Actinopteri; Siluriformes; Bagridae
Gene: atoh1c
Product: atonal bHLH transcription factor 1c
Exons: 1
Coding region: 135-653 (172 amino acids)
Molecular function (GO): protein dimerization activity
Source: RefSeq, a predicted model, not a curated record